AUGAAGCAGGUCCCCACUGACACUGUGGAUGACUUCCAGACUGUCCUGCAUUUCGUCAUGAACCAGAAAGCCACCAUUGGCUACAGUUUCAUGGCUCUCCUGACUAUAGGCGGGAAGCAAGUCUUCUCCAUGGUCUCCUUUCAGUGCCCCUGCAACCACAACAAGAACUUCGCAUAUGGGCUGACUUCCCCUGCUGGGCUGACUCCUUCCUUUGCUGCAGUGCUAAUGGUUUUUGGUCUGUUCUUCAGCACCCGUUUGUGGAAGUUCUAUACUGGCUGCUGCCUCAAUCCUAUGAAGCUUUGCCCAUGGGGGAACUGCUUCGACUGCCUCAGGGUGUUCAUUAGCAUCUUCACUGGUGCUUGUGUGGCUCCUAUAAUGUGGCUCUCUGUGGCCCUGCUCAAUGGGACCUUUUAUUAUUGUGCCAUCAGUGGUCUCAUUGACCUGGUGGUGGAUCUGUUCUGUAAAAACGAGACCUUGAAGUGUCGGGAGGAGCUGGCCUGAGUGCCCUGUGAGUGGUCCAAACUCAUCUUCACUAGCAUCAGCGCUCCGACUCCCGCUCCACGCUGGCAGUUAAGUAAAAAGAAAACGGCUCGUUUGGAAACUAAGGGGGGAAUAAGGAUCAAGAUGAUGGAAAUUGGAAAUGAUGAUCAGAGUGAUUUGGAUGAAAAUAUGGGUGGAUAUGACCCAGCAGUCAGACGGAUACCUGCUAAAGCUGAGAGAAGAGGAGUCAAAACACGGAGGAAAAAGGACCGAGGAGAUGACAGCUCCAAUGAAAAUAUGGAGAGGAAGAGGUCGAGGCAACCUAGGAAGAAGUGCAAGAGAGGCUUGAUGAGCAAAAGAGGAACACAACCUGGAGACAACGUGUUCGUGAAGGUGUUUAGAAGGAAGUGGUUUAACGAACGACAUGAAGGACCGUUUGAAGUUGUUCACAAAGGAGCAGAGGUCCAUGAAGACCUCCAGGCUGAAGGGCCUGAGGUGGAGAUUGUCCAUUUUGGGGACAAUGGUGAUGACCUUGAGUACACUUCUGAUGAUGCCAGGGAUGACUUUGCAGUCAAUGAACAGGAAAGAAAAUUUGAUGACAUUGAUUUCCAAUAUGUCCCAGAAACAGCAGAACCCAUUUCUGUGGGGCAUGAUGCAUCAAAGACACCAGAGGGCUGUGAGACCGCUUCAGGGGAAUCCAGGGAUUCAAUCCUGGGCUGUUGUAUUAUCAUUAUCUCUGCCAUCGUUGGCCUCCUGAGUACCUGCUACAAAAACUGUUGCUCCCAAAGUCAGCUACCUGCAGCUCACAUUUUCGAAAGCUAUGUGGAGAAGGAGCAUUUUGACACCUUUGCUGUGAACUAUGAAACCAAGCUGGCCAAGAGAAACCUGCAGAGCACCUUUGAGAAUAAGGACCCUCAUCCAUUUCCUUUCCCCAACCAUAAGGCAUGGGAGGAGAUCUCUGCACACUACACCUUUUCCAGGAGCGAGCAGUAUUACAGCACCCUGCAGUGGUACAUGGACAGGACAGACAGGGACAGCACACCAGAGAAGAGACCUGUCAUUGACUUCGAGUAUGGAAAAGAGAUGAGCUAG
Molecule: messenger RNA, 1572 nt
Organism: Xiphias gladius (swordfish)
Lineage: Eukaryota; Metazoa; Chordata; Actinopteri; Istiophoriformes; Xiphiidae
Product: calcium homeostasis modulator protein 5
Molecular function (GO): monoatomic cation channel activity
Source: RefSeq, a predicted model, not a curated record